This is a messenger RNA of Schizosaccharomyces cryophilus OY26, 291 nucleotides long. RefSeq lists its product as uncharacterized. Bases 1 to 291 code for a protein of 96 amino acids. The record is from RefSeq and is a predicted model, not a curated record. The transcript has 2 exons. Lineage: Eukaryota; Fungi; Ascomycota; Schizosaccharomycetes; Schizosaccharomycetales; Schizosaccharomycetaceae.
AUGCAUAGAAUAUAUAGCCCCAUCAAAGACUUCCUGUUGGAGUAUGAAUUUCAAGAAAUUUGGAACUCUUUGGAGGAAGAUAUUGAAAGCAUUAUUUCCUCUCCUUUUGAAUUAACAGGUUAUUUGAAGUUUAUAGUUAAAGUUCGCCUUAAUGGAAAGCCCGUCGAUUCUUUAACGUGCUAUUCUUUGGGAAAUGAGAUCGCUAGUUUUCCUGUACGUUCUAUCUGUCUGAAUGACUUACUUAUAGUAGGUUUGGAAGAAGCUGGAAUUCUCCGUACUGCUGAAUUCUGA